ACUGAACUUCCUUAGCCGUCAUCUGAUUGUCGAGUUGGGAGAAAAAGACAACAUAGCCAUGGCGGCAGAGAUUCAUUCGAGGCCUCAAAGCUCAAGACCCGUUCUUCUAAAUAAAAUCGAAGGACACUCGGACGCGGUCAAUGCUGCAGUUUUGAUACCGAAAGAGGACGGAGUGAUCACGGUUAGCGAGGACAGAACUAUCCGGGUAUGGCUGAAGAGAGACAGUGGACAGUACUGGCCCAGCAUCUACCACACGGUCUCUUCGCCAUGCUCCUGUAUGUCAUACCAUCACGACAGCAGGCGCAUCUUCAUUGGGCAGGACAACGGAGCCAUUGUGGAAUUCCUUCUGUCUGAAGAUUUCAACAAGAUGAACCAUGUGAAGACCUAUCCUGCCCAUCAGAACCGUGUGUCAGACAUGGUGUUUUCUUUGGAGAGCGAGUGGGUGGUGAGCACCGGACACGACAAGAGUGUGAGCUGGAUGUGCACCCAGAGCGGCAGUAUGCUGGGGCGCCACUACUUCGGCUCCUGGGCCUCCUGUCUACAGUAUGACAACGACACCCAGCAUGCCUUUGUAGGGGACUACUCAGGACAGAUUACCUUGCUGAAACUGGAGAGACAGACCUACUCCACCAUCACCACACUGAAGGGCCACGAAGGUAGUAUUGGAGCUCUGUGGUGGGAUCCUGUUCAGAGGCUUUUGUUCUCAGGAGCGUCUGACCACAGUGUCAUCAUGUGGGAUAUCGGGGGCCGCAAGGGACGAACACUACUGCUCCAGGGACACCAUGAACGAGUGCAGGCAGUGCGAUACCUGCAGCUGACCAGACAACUGGUGUCCUGUUCUGCAGAUGGCGGCGUCACAGUGUGGAACAUGGACACUCCCAGAGAAGAGGCUCCUCAGUGGUUGGACAGUGACUCAUGUCAGAAGUGUGAGCAGCCUUUUUUCUGGAACGUCAAACAGAUGUGGGACUCAAAGACCAUUGGACUUAGGCAGCACCACUGCAGGAAGUGUGGCAAAGCGGUGUGUGGGAAGUGUAGUUCCAAGAGCACUACAUACCCUGUGAUGGGCUUUGAGUUCCAGGUGCGCGUGUGUGACAUCUGCUACGACACCGUCAAGGACGAGGAUCGUACUGCAUUAGCAACGUUCCAUGAGGGGAAGCACAACAUAGCCUUUAUGGACAUGGACCCUUCCAGAGGCCUGAUGGUGACCUGUGGCAGCGACCGUGUCGUCAAGAUAUGGGACAUGACGCAAGUGGUUGGCUGCAGCAUAGCAACAGGCUUCUCCCCACGUUGAUUAACCCCAUCGGCCCUCAAACUCUGUCCUCUACUCUACUGACAGGUGUCUGUCAUUGGGACCUCCUCUGUUUUCUCAUCUUUCUGGCUCCUUUUCUGUCCGGCUGCUUCUGUUCACUCAUCUCCCACUGGUCGUUUGGAUGAAGAUACGAAUGCGUGUGUUGUGUUGUGUAAGUGGGUGGGUACUAGUGUUGGUAACCCUUUGCUUGAUUUGGUGUCAGUUUUGUACAUGAGAAUUUGAGUCUCAAAUGUGUCUCAGGUCUAACUUCCAGUGUGUACCCGUUCAGCGGCGUUCCAAGCACAAUGUUCUGUUCUAAUGUGUGAAUGGAAGGGAGCAGUGUUUGUGUUUAUGUAUGUUCCACCUCUGUCUGGUUUCUUUGACAUAGUGGGUCAGCUCUAAUUCCUUUUGCACUGUAACAUUGGACUGCUAGACCCGAUAAUCCACAAAACCCUGCCCAACAGACACACACAGGGCUCUCCUAUUGGCUGCUUACUUCAACUUUCUACAUUUUAAAUAUUGCAAAUGCUAACCAUGACAACACAGCUUUUGUAUACCCAUAUGCAUAGUGUGUACAGUAUGAGAUGCAGUGUGCUUAUCGCUCUAUAUCCCUCACUGAUCAUGAGGUCAGUUUCACUCUUUCCUCGCUAGUUGUUCUUUCCCUCUCUCUUUCUCUUCACUAGUUGGCCUUAAACUCUUUCGUUUGUCUCAGGAGGAGGAGAUGGAAGAGUCAUUAGAGGGCAUGGCUGUAUGUGCUGUCACCAUGGCAACCCUGGCCGAGCUGUAGCCACAGCUGUUCUCCCAUAGACCUUGUCCAACUUCAUCUCAGACACCUUUCGUCAAUUUACACAACUGUACAGAUAUCACUUCUAGUCCUGAUAACCAAGACCCCAUACUCUGUUGCCUUUGCGAUUAGUUAAGAUGAAUUUGCGUAUAAUGAAAAACAAGUGUCAGCUUUUGAACAAGAGGUUUUUAUUUGGCUUUUGCUCUCUUUACAGGCACAUAGGUAUUGCAAUGGUACUGAAUUAAAGUCAAUGUAGCGCUAAAGUUCCCAUGCACUGAUGUUUUAUGCUGUUUCAUCUCUCACUGUGGGAUUGUGGGUAAAAUUAGAAGGUGCUUGUGUUUCCUCUAAGGCCUUAAGAGAGCGGGAUGGACCAAGCCUUCUAGAACCUUCAAAACUCUCACGACUGUUCUUACACACACUACUCUGUAGCAUAGCUGCAUUUUUCUCUCAACACUCACCCAUGAAUACUAAGCAUUCAACACUAUUUACUAGUUCCUCUGUCACUCUCCCGCUCUGUUUUGUUUCCAGAGCCCCGUAAGGUUCUCAACUGCACUUAAAUGCACUAAUUGUGGCUUGAGUUGCAUAAUGUCCUUAAACUGGUAUAUAUUUGGCUAAUUUUAUGCUAGGUUAGACUAACGCUUGCCUUAAGGUAAAACUGAACGUUGGAGUAACGUAUGUAGUCCCAUUCCAGUUUUGAUCACCUACUGUAUAAUAUUUCUAUUUGUAGCAAAGUGUUUGAUUGUUUCUUGAUGUUUACUUCAUGUAUAGAUAUGAUGGUGGUGAGGUCACACAGACAGGAUGAUGUUUUGAUGUCACUGAGAAAUCUUUCACAGAUGUGCUUGCAAUGUUAUGUCAGAAACGUGAUGACAUCUCUGGGAGACAUGUUUAUGUCACAGAGAGGUGUUGACAUAAAUUCAUAUUGUGGACAUCACAGAGAUACAGGGGUGUGCAUGUUUCACAGAGAGGAGUUAAUAUCACACAGAACAUGCUCAUGUCUCAGAGGGACAUAGCGAGGUCACAGAAGCUGCAGGCAGCCUAGCGGUUAAGAGCAUUGGGCCAGUAACCGGGAAGUUGCUGGUUCGAAUCCCUGAUUCGACUAGGUGAACAAAGCACAUAACCCUAAUUGCUCCUGUAAGUUGCUCUGGGUGAGAGCGUCUGCUAAAUGUAAAGUACAGUCAUCAGGGAUGUGCAGUGUUCUUGGGAAACACUUUUCCUACAGCACAAUCAAGGCUCAAGAUCAGCUUUUUAAAAAUUGUGUUCGAUCGAAAGAAAUCUCUCUGUAAGAGAAUAUCUGUGACCGUUAACUGGAGUCCCAGUGAUUUCUGUUCCCAACUAUAGAUGAAUUCCAACUAGAUCGAUUCCUUUGAGUAAUCGAGAGCCACUAACGUUUAGAGGCUAACAUUUGUGAUUCCCUCCACAAAUUAUUGUUCCCACCACAAUUGUGAUCAAUACAAUUCUCCUAGGUAUGUUGGUUUGUAAUAAGUCUGUUUUAUGGGGUCGAUCCCAUGAAGAAGAAUUUAUAUACUUUUUACUGGUUCUUAUAUGUAAUUUGACUAAACUCUAUCCACGUUUUCACACAUGUAUAAAAUAGUAAGAUCUCAAACUGGAGCCAUAUCUAGCAGAGGGGUCUAGUGGGAGGAGCUAUAGGAGGACAGGUUCAAGGGAUGGAUGGAACGGAGUCGUAUCGUGGUUUCCAUAUCUUUGUUUGAUACGUUCCAUUUAUGCCAUUACAUUGAACCCUUCAUCCUAUAGCUCCUCCCACCGGCAGCCUCUGAAUUCUACAGUAUACAUUCUCUACUACUCUGUUAACCUCUUUGUUGCUGUUUGUCAUUUUAUCAUGUCAUACUGCUUGUAAAAUAAUCUUGUUCCGACGUUGUUGUAUAUCUCUAAUAAUUGUAUUUUUAAAGAGAAACUCCUGUUGAUAAUGUUGACCGUACUGACUUUAGUCUCCCUGUGGCACUCUGUUCUGUCACGGUGAGGAAAUAAAUAAAAGCUUAAUAAAGAUAUCCAUUCAGACAUGUUA
Oncorhynchus keta (chum salmon) is the source of this 4095-nucleotide messenger RNA. Its product is annotated as WD repeat and FYVE domain-containing protein 1. The transcript has 12 exons. Gene Ontology annotation, molecular function: metal ion binding; protein binding. NCBI's taxonomy places the organism in Eukaryota, Metazoa, Chordata, Actinopteri, Salmoniformes, Salmonidae. Bases 59 to 1291 code for a protein of 410 amino acids. The record is from RefSeq and is a predicted model, not a curated record.